Molecule: messenger RNA, 2100 nt
Organism: Talaromyces proteolyticus
Lineage: Eukaryota; Fungi; Ascomycota; Eurotiomycetes; Eurotiales; Trichocomaceae
Exons: 1
Coding region: 1-2100 (699 amino acids)
Biological process (GO): signal transduction involved in filamentous growth; osmosensory signaling pathway via Sho1 osmosensor; fungal-type cell wall organization
Cellular component (GO): cell surface; extracellular region; site of polarized growth
Molecular function (GO): osmosensor activity
Source: RefSeq, a predicted model, not a curated record
AUGCGUUCAACCUCUAUUGCAGCUCUGGCUGUGUUGGCUUGUGCCACACAGUCGGUUGCCGAAAACAUUCUGCGACCGAAACAUUAUUUCCCAAAGGACGUUAAGCGCCAAAUUGGCAAUUUUGGCUCCGGUCUAAGUGACUUGCUAGGAGCCAAUACCCCUGCGUCUUCGUCCACCAGCUCUGGAACUUCUGAUGUUGUAGUCGUGCCAGUGUAUGUCUAUGUUGGCUCCGAUGGCAAAACCACAACCACCACUGGCGAGGCGGUGACCAAAACUCCAACCGCCACUGUCGCUUCUCUCGCUGCUCCAACAUCUGUUGAGGCUGGCGUUGUUACAUCGGCUACCACGGCCACGCCAGCCAAAACUACGACUGCAACAUCGGCAACCUCCGCUUCCUCUAGUGAUGGCGGCUUGCUGGGAAACCUUGGUAGUGAUGUUUCCAAAUUGCUUGACCCGACUACCAGCACAGGGUCUGUAGGUGGUUUGCCUUCGACAAUUCUCCAGCCAACUAGCGCUACACACACUACAACCACUGCUGCUGAUAGCACCAAGACCGACACAACCACUGCUCAUUCUACUGCUAGUACAAGCACUGAUUCCCCCAACCUUCUUUCCAGCCUUUUGGGAUCUAGCGGGUUACUUGGUGGGUUGACACCGAGUUCGUCGUAUAGCGCUGUGCCUGGUAUCACAGUCGGGCUAUCUAGUAUUAUCACUGGAUCCUCGACCGCGACCGCGACCGAGACUUCAAUCGUUUCAUCUUCCAGUGCCAGCGCAACUACGUCACCCAGUGGUGGUACCCUAUUGCCGUCUCUCUCUAUUCCGCUUCUGAGCUCUAUUCUUCCAGGUACAACCAAGUCGUCCAGCGCUCAGAUCCCUACCGGUACCACAACUUCUAUCCCGAUCACUGGAACAACAUCUACCAGUGCCUCAGUUACUGUCAAGCCAUCUGGUAGUUCUUCAGCUGUUUCCACUGGAACAUCAAAGUCUGCUUCACCCUCUGUGGUCCCCACUGGUACCAGCACCUCUGUGAGCCCUUCAGUCGCGGUAAGCACUGGAUCCUCGGUUCCUGCUCCCAAACCUACUACUGUGCUAUCCUCCCAUUCUGUCGUUUCAUCUACGACACAGGCGCCAACUACUACAGCUGAACCAACUACCACUGCUGAGCCAACUACCACAUCGACCAGCCAGUCCACAUCUGCCACUGACACUCCAUAUGUCCCCCCUCCUGUUAUUACUCCCACUUUGACUUCAACUGCCCCAGGUACCCAGCAGUCGACAGGCCCAACCCAGAUCCCAGGAGUCAUCGUACCUCCAGGCGGUCCUCCGCAGACUCCUGCCAACUCUACUCUGGUUCAAUUUGGUUUCAACAAGGACUUAGCAUGGCCAGUGGUCGCCACUUCUAUGAACUGGCCCGAUCAGAUCUACUACUACACUCCUCUUGGUGUCGGAUACGCCCUCGCUAUUACCCAGUCUAAGAUCGUUCCCUACUGGCUUGGUCCGUAUGACACUGUGAGCAGUCUGGGUUACAACACGACUCUUAUCAAGUUCUACGUACCUAGCGAUCUCGUGGACACUCUCAAUGCUCAGCGAUUAGCGCCUUCAUCCGACUUGUACCAGCAGCCAAACACGCCGAAUGACUCCCCAACAUUCGCCCAGAGUUCUAUCAAGAACUUGUUCUCUAUGCUGAACACUGAUAUUCCUUUGGUGGCUCAGCAACCAGCUGGUAGCUCUACUGGCACUGGUUCUGGAUCUGGUGACGGCUCGCCUGGUGCCGGAGGUAAUGGUAACGGCAACACAAAUGAUGGUGGCGCAAGCAGCAGUAGUGGCGUUCGUGCCAGCUCUGUUGGAAUUGGUGUCGGAGCCGCGGUCGGUGCUGCAGCUUAUGCUGGUGCCAUGUUCUAUGUUGCCCGUCGCUACAGGAAGCGCAAACAACUGCACCAGCGAUCCAGCUCUGUCCCAAGUGCGCAAAUGAGCGAGGCUGGUAACACCACCUUCCUUUCGGCGCCUAACACCCGCAUUUCUCACAAUAGCGGCCGAACCAACCGUACCCAGAUGAUCAGUGCCCCUGUGAUGUCGGAGAACUCCUUGGGAUGGAACUAG